AUGAAGUUCACAACGAUUGUCGCGUCUGUCACCCUCCUGGCCGCCCUCGCCACCGCGCAAACGACCGAGACGACAGUCGACGCCCUUAGAAACAUUUACUACAGAUGCGCUGACAAUGAGUCUGUGUUAUCGUGCGCGAAACCCAAAGUCCUGGCUUAUCUCAGCCAUGCGGUGAAACAAGACAGACUAGGAAUCACGGACGAUUUGACGAUCGUGAAAUCUAGAGACAUGCCCGAAGAGAGCAGCGAAGAAUACUACCCUUCGCAGUAUGAUUCCGUAGACUCAGCUAGGAAGGAACUUCUGAGGUCCUUGAUGUUGGAGAAACUGGACGCGUACUUGUCCAGCCAUCAGCUGGAGGCUAAGUUACCCGAGGCCAUUGUUGGAUCCAACAUUGUACCAAGAUCUCUGGUGGACAGCAUGCCCAGGAGUUUGACCGUUCCUCUGUCAGACUCCUCGAACGGUCAAGGCCGUGGAUUCGUCAAGAAGGUUAUGAUACCGUUCCUGCUGGGCCUGAAGUUUAAAGCCACUGCAUUGGUGCCGCUCGCCCUUGCCUUGAUCGCCCUGAAGACUUGGAAAGCUCUCACCUUGGGUCUCCUCUCGCUGGUGCUCAGUGGAGCGAUGGUGAUCUUCAAGUUGACGAAACCCAAGGUCGCUUACGAAGUCGUCCACUACGGACACCCACCAGUAGAGCACCCGCCGCACUGGGAAUCGCCAGCUCACGGUCCCUACAGGGCGUACAGGAAAUAG
This is a messenger RNA of Heterotrigona itama, 747 nucleotides long. The record is from the annotation of a GenBank genome assembly. Lineage: Eukaryota; Metazoa; Arthropoda; Insecta; Hymenoptera; Apidae.